Molecule: messenger RNA, 3825 nt
Organism: Magallana angulata
Lineage: Eukaryota; Metazoa; Mollusca; Bivalvia; Ostreida; Ostreidae
Product: 5'-3' exonuclease PLD3-like
Exons: 10
Coding region: 90-1574 (494 amino acids)
Molecular function (GO): catalytic activity
Source: RefSeq, a predicted model, not a curated record
CGUACGACUUAAUAUCUUAAGUGGUCACAAGGCUCGAAGUUUUGAACUGUCAAACUACUCAAAUGUUACUGUAGGAACAAGAAAUCACCAUGGAUUCUAAUAUACAGUACGAUAUGCCACUGGAUCCAGAUUUAGUGUUCGGGAAGAAAAAAAAAUCAGUGGGAUUACGAAAUGUGUUCUUUGGAAUAUUAUUUGCCUCUACCAUUGGAGUAGCAGUGGGACUGGUUGUAUAUUAUUUCGUGGGUUAUCAACACAGCAAAAGUGAUGACACCCCAAAACCUGUACAUGCGGCUCCAGUGUGUCAGGAUCAGUGUGUACUGUCAUUGGUGGAGAGCAUACCUGUUGGUUUAACAUAUAAAGCCGGCUCCCCAUCACAUCCAUCAACUUUCUCAGGGUUAAUGAACUUGAUGGAAGCUGCAACAAAAAGCAUAGAGAUUGCUUCGUUUUACUGGACUCUGAAUGGCUCAGACAUAGCUUUCCAUGACAAUUCCUCUUGGGAGGGAGAAACAGUGUUAAAGACUCUGGCUAAAGCAGGCCAUGACAGAAAGAUUCCAAUUAAAAUUGCUCAAAAUGAACCUAAUGGAGUUAAUGCCAACACCGAUUAUCUUGCAAAAUAUGCUGGUGCACAAGUAAGAACUUUGAACUUCAAGAAGUGGUUUGGCUCUGGAAUUUUGCACACCAAAAUGUGGCUGAUUGAUAGACAGCAUUUCUACGUAGGCAGUGCCAACCUCGAUUGGAGAUCACUUACCCAGGUCAAAGAGCUGGGAGCUGUUGUAUACAACUGCAGCUGUCUGGCCAAAGACAUGGGGAAGAUUUUUGAUGUGUACUGGAUGUUAGGGGCUCCCAAUGCUACCAUUCCCCAAAACUGGCCACCCAAUUUAUCCACUGGAAUCAAUGACAAUACCAGUAUGGUGAUAAAAUUCAAUGAUUCCCAGGCAACCACUUAUCUAUCAAGCUCUCCUCCCGAGUUAUGCCCAGAAGGGAGAACCAUUGAUGUAGAUGCCAUUGUCAAUGUUAUAGACAGUGCAGAGAAGUUUGUCUAUGUGGCAGUCAUGGAUUAUUUUCCAACAACUCAGUUUCCAAAGAGUGGGGAACAUAGAAGAUAUUGGCCAGUAAUUGACGAUGCAUUGAGAAGAGCGGCCUUUGAUAGAAGAGUCAACGUGUCAUUGCUGAUCAGUUACUGGAAUCAUACCUGGGAGGAUAUGCCAAAGUACCUCAAGUCCCUGGCUGAGAUGAGGUUUAACGGUUACCCUAAGAUAAAUAUAAAUGUGAAAAUAUUUGAGGUUCCAGCCUUCACUGAAGAUCAGAAGAAGAUCCCUUUUGCUCGCGUCAAUCAUAAUAAGUACAUGGUGACUGAUAAAACUGCUUUUAUAGGUACGUCGAACUGGUCGGCAGAUUACUUCAUCGACACGGGUGGAAUAGGGUUGAUCGUCAAUCAGAAUAAAACUCAAGCAGAUGUCAGGCAGCAGGUGGAGGACAUUUUCCUGAGAGACUGGAACUCAAACUAUUCCACCAAUAUCUGGGACUUCCCCUUUAAACGUCACUAUAAGAAUGAUUAUCAUAGUGAACUGUAGACGAUUUAUUUUUGGGCAAUUAAGGAUGACAGAUGGCUUUGUGCAUACUUUUGCUCAGGUAGUUUAACCUGAAAUUCAGGGUCAUUAUCAUUUUAAGUUGAACUUCGAUAUUUUGAACACCAAUAUCUUAGAUACCAUCAAUAGAAAAUGAUGUAAAAAAUAAUUAUUUAUGUAAUGGCCUAUGCAAAAUAUUUAAUCCAAGUUAUAAUUUUCCUAAUAUUAAUUCUGAAUUAUCAUUAAUAACACUUAAGAUCAGAUGUGACCUACCUGUAUCUUCCAUUUUUUUCUAAUUUUUUUUUAUAAUCACUAGGUAAAUCCAUAAUUAUAUUUUCAUGUUAUAUGACAUUUACUAGUAGAUAUAAUGGGUUCGAUAAAGAAUAUAUACUAUGACUUAAUUUAUAAGCAUUCAACUGCAUUUUGCAUGCUGUUUAAGGGAAAAUUCUAAAUAUUCUAUCUCCAAAAAUAGCUGGUAAUGUACCCUGAAUUUUAGGGAAUUAACAGGUUUAAAUGUUGAUAGAUAAUUAAUAAUAUAUCAAGGAAAAUUAUAUAAAAUUUAGGAAAGUUUUGUGUGUCCUUAAUACAAGUUUUGUACGAUUUUUAUAAAAAUCCAAUGUUGAAAUAGAUCCAGUCUUUCGUCCUAGGUUUGAUUACUGUUGAUUUUCCAGUUUGAGAAAGCUGCUAUCUGAAAGAAAAUAAACUGAUGUCUGUCAAACUUUUCCUGUAUAAAAAUUGAAAAUAUUCAUUAUGCAAAAUGACCCCCCCCCCCCAAAAUGACCUUAAAAAAUUGGGAUAUAGUGCAAUACAGCUUUGAGGCAUUUUGAAGGAUUAAGAUGAAAGUGCCUUUUUUUCCAUUCAGUAAUACACCAAUUCUUGGAAAACUUAGAUUCUCUUAUUCUUCCCUUGUUUACAUUCCUUUAUUAAUGUCUCAUUAAUGUAUAUAUACAUAUAUAAAUGUAAAGGUUCAUUAAUAUGUAUUAAGCAAAAUUAAAUGGGCAUUGUCACAAUUUGGUAAAAUUUUAUUUUCUAUUCAUAUUGUUUACAAUGCUUUAGUAAUGCAUUUCUAAAGAUCAACCAAAAUUGAGUGUCAAUUGUAGAUAUAUAAGCAAGAUACAGAGUUCAAUUCUUUGUUAUGAAAAUAUUUAAAACAGAGAAAUAAAUUGUGAUUGACCAAAAUCGUGACCAUGCCUCUUAAUUUGAAAGAUGAUCCACAAAAUGUAAACUAGUCACUUAUUAAUUUCAUUAAGUAUUACUUAUACAUGUAUAUUUCACUUACACUGUUAAAGACUAUGAAAAGUCAAUGACAUUUUAUAACCGUUGUCACCUUCUGUAGAAUUUAUUAGACUAGUAUAAUUCUUGAUGUAAAGCUGUAUGUAUUAACCUUAUCAUUAUUGGACUUAGAAACCAUGUGUGCCAACUAUGUCAAACAAACAAUCUGUAUGCUUUCUGACCUGUAUACAUUUUUUUUAUCACAUUAGAAAAAAGCACAUUUUUUUAUCAUAUUUAUAGCGACUGCAUACUGUAAAUGCUUGAACGUGUUUGUAAAGAUGUGGAAAUCGAUUUGUAUAAAGAUUGAUAGAGUCUAUGUUAUUCACUCCAGAACAAUUACUUUUACUGAGUGAUCCAUCAAAGAACUAUACCACUAUUCCCAAUACACACAAUCAAUCAAAUAUUUAUUUUCUCUCCUCUGUUUCUUGUCUGUGAUUGAUUUGGAUGUGAUUGUAAAUGUUACAUGUUUCAAAACAGAAAAGUACAGUUUCAUUAAGGUGGAAUAACACAUCAUCACUAAAUGGCUGGCCUCUGAUCAAAGCGACAUUUCGUUUUAUUAAAAGGAUUUUAUCGACAAGAACAUUUGAUUUACUCCAUAGCGGAGUUGAUAAAGUGCCGGGCUUGUGAUCUGUACAUCCCGAGUUCAAAUACUGCAGGGGCUUUUGUUUUUAGUUACUGAAGUGAAUUUUUUAGAUAUUCAUUUUUUAUCCCCAAAAUGUAAUUUUUCGCUAAAUUGACGUGUACAGUUUAUUUAUCAUUAUAUAUUUCAUAAUCAAAUAAUUUACUGUUGAUUUAAGUAAUUUCCAGAUGUGUCAUUCCACACCAAAGAUUCACGCUAUAACCUGUUUCAGUCGGGGUUUUUUCCAGUAUCAUUUCACUGUUUGAUCCCACAGGUACCGUUAAGCAGUGCUCAUCUCAUUGGAUGACAACGUUUUGUAAUUAACACAAACCAAAACAAACUAAUAAAAACAAGAAUUUUCAAGUA